Messenger RNA from Zophobas morio, 1844 nucleotides. It is a transcript of the gene mthl5, whose product is annotated as probable G-protein coupled receptor Mth-like 5. Gene Ontology annotation, biological process: cell surface receptor signaling pathway; G protein-coupled receptor signaling pathway. The record is from RefSeq and is a predicted model, not a curated record. Gene Ontology annotation, cellular component: membrane. Lineage: Eukaryota; Metazoa; Arthropoda; Insecta; Coleoptera; Tenebrionidae. Bases 306 to 1691 code for a protein of 461 amino acids. Gene Ontology annotation, molecular function: G protein-coupled receptor activity. The transcript is spliced from 6 exons.
AGGGGGGACAGUGGGGGCUUAAUGACGGAAGUAUGAUUUACCUGUACGUGACUCGUCCAGUGACAAAUCCGCGGUUUCCGUUACAAAAAAAUCGUUGGGCAAAAGUGAAGUGCACGCCUCUGGCGAAGUAAACAUAAAUAUUUAAAAAAUCGACGAGUCCGAACGACCCCACGUCCCAGAAAUAAACAAAUCGGAUCAAUGAGACGCUGUGAUGAAACUUACGCACUCACAGCGGUAACAAUUAAAAAUAAAUGUUUGUUUGUGUGACAUAACCUCAAACUUGUACCUGAACUACCUGAACGGAUAUGGAUACAAAAACGGGGCUCAUUUUUUUGCUCAUUAUUUAUAGAGUUAAGUCUGAGGUAGCUGAUAGGAAUCUCGAAACGUCCGUUAGGGUGAAUAAGUGCUGCGAGGAGGGAGAAUUGUACGAGGGGAAUUACCAUUGCGCGAAGGUGAAUCUCACCCACGAAACACCAUGGAAGCCCAUUUUUACGACACAAGAUGGGAAGAGGACGAACUUGCAAAUCAAAUAUCGACUGAUAACUGGGCUACCGGAUUGCGGAUCAAAGGCACCGUGGCCCAUUUACCACUACCAGAAUUCCAGCGACCGCUUAAGGCUCCUACCAAAUGGGGUUUUGCGGCACUACUUUGACCACAACGUUCCCCACGAAACGGAAAUGGACGACAUUAAUCCAAACUCUUUAUACCACGACUAUGAACCAAACAAAUACUGUUUGGAAAAGAAAGUCGACGGUCAGUUUAAGAGCGAAUUCGCCAGAGUCUGCGCCCCCGAUCACAAUACUCACUGGAGCGAAACCGAAUUUUUAAUGCGAAAUAUAGUGAAUCCCGUCACUCACGGAAUCGGGAUUGUGUGCCUUUUGAUUAUAGCUGUUACAUAUUUUGUAAUGCCCACGUUACGUGAUUUGGUCGGUAAUAUAAUUACCACCCUCUGUAUGUGCCUUAUUUUGAGCCAAGUGGCCGAUCUCAUCAGAUUACUGACGGUUUUCAGCAGCCACAUCAGCCUUAUUAUCACAGACACCAUCUGCUACUUCAGUCUGUUGGGGUCUUUUUUCUGGUUGAACAGUCUGGGCUAUUACAUAUGGAAGACGUUCAAGUCGCGGAACGUGUUUCUGAGAAUAACCGACGGUAAAAAAUACUGCUACUAUUCAAUGUAUUCAUGGUCAUGUACUUUGGUACUGGGGGCCCUGGCCGUUUUUGCCCACUUCACCAUGGACUACCCAGAAGAAACAGCGGCACACGAACAAGAAGAAAUUGGUUCCCUGGGUCUGAUAAUAUUCUUCGUCCCCGUGGCCUUCACCAUCCUCAUGGACGUCUUCUUCUUCGCCACGACAGUAAAAACCAUAAAUCGCAUGCACACGUACGGUCGGAUCCACCACAAACUGCGUCACAGCUUUCGCAUGUUUUUGUUGUUAUUGCUAAUAAUGACAAUAACGUGGAUGUUUUUCUUGAUGUCGUUUUUUAAGUUCAAAGGCUUGAUUAACUGUUACAUCGUUGUAAACGCUUUUCAAGGUCCGCUUAUUUUAUAUGUUUGUGUUUUCAAUCAGCGACAUGUGGCGUAUUUGCUUAGAAAAACGUGCUGCUAUAAAAAUUGCUUUUGCAAGUGUUGCCGAGCGGAACCCGAGGCCGAAUGGGGCGACGAGAUGACGGCCAUGAACACGGGAAUUUAUUAGAGAAUUAGGCGGCUUUUUCCUGGGGCAGCUUUAUGUUUUCGAAUGUACUUUUUGGCUGUACUUAAUUUAUUUAUGAGUAGAUUUAAUAUUAAUUUAUAUUUUCGUAUACCAGACACUUUGUAUUUUACUAAGGAAAUAAAAAAUUAACACUCA